Molecule: messenger RNA, 3089 nt
Organism: Gavia stellata (red-throated loon)
Lineage: Eukaryota; Metazoa; Chordata; Aves; Gaviiformes; Gaviidae
Gene: CDV3
Product: CDV3 homolog
Exons: 6
Coding region: 47-907 (286 amino acids)
Cellular component (GO): cytoplasm
Source: RefSeq, a predicted model, not a curated record
CCCUCUCCUUUCCCCCUCCGCCCCGCCGUUGGGAGCGGCCGCCGCCAUGGCGGAGACCGAGGAGAGGAGCCUCGACGACUUCUUCGCCAAGCGGGACAAGAAGAAGCGGAAGGAGAAGAGCAGCCGAGGGGCCGCCGCCGCUUCCAGCGCCUCCAACGCCGCCUCUAAUGCCGCGGGGGCGGCCGCGGCGGCGGGCGGAACCCGCCCGGCUGACGGCAGCGGCUCCGGGGCCGCCGCCUCCAACGCCGGCUCCGCCAAGACGGUGACCAAGGUGCGGCCGGGCGGAGGUGGGGGGGUGAGAGCGGGGCCGCUCCGUCGGGGCGGCGGUGGGGGAAGGGUCACGGCUUCCUCUGCCGGCCCGGGCGGCGCCUUCCUGCCGGCAGGGGGCGCCGCCACCAAGGAAGAGGAUGAUUGGAAGGAGUUUGAGCAAAAGGAAGAAAUUGAUUAUAGUGGUCUUAGAGUUCAGUCCAUGCAAAUAAGUGAAAAAGAUGAUGAUGAAAGUGAAAAAAGAGAAGAACCUGGUGACAGCUGGGAGGAGACUGGCGGUGGUGUAGACAGAUCAUCUGGUCCUUGGAACAAGUCAGCUCCUGCACCAGCACCUGUUGUUGAACCAAUUGUUACAGAAACCCCAGAACCAGUUCAGACUGGUGGUGUAUACAGGCCGCCUGGUGCCAGGGAGGGCGGCAGGCCACGGAGAGCACAGCAAGGACCACCAGAAAUCUAUAGUGAUACACAGUUUCCAUCACUGCAGUCCACUGCCAAGCUUGUAGACAGUCGAAAGGAUAAAGAAAUGGAGAAGAGCUUUGAAGUAGUAAAACACAAAACUAGAGGUAGGGAUGAGGUAUCAAAAAACCAGGCACUUAAACUUCAGCUAGACAACCAGUAUGCUGUGCUUGGGGAUCAGUAGAGCUGCAUACACAUUACAAUUAAGGAAUGCUUUUUUGGUAACCCUUCUACUAAGGUAACUAAACUACAGCUAACGGCUAUGAUGAACAUGCCACCUUAUUUCUGCUGGAUCUACUGCAGCAAGUGCAGACUACUUUGACGUGAUUGGGUCUCCUGCACUAUGGAAGCAUAGUAUGUUACAACUUCUUCAUUGGAUAUGGGGCAAAUUAAUGUAAAUGAUUGAACAAGAGUCAUCAGUGUUCUUUAAUUGCUCAGAAAGAUACCUACAGCCAGUGGUCAUUUCAAAAUCUUUUUAUGUUCAGAUACUGAGCCUUCGUAAAGGUUGACUACCUCAGACUUGCUGCACUCAUUGUGGACACCAUGUGGAUCACAACUUCUGGAAGAGAAGGUUACAGCUGUUUUAGUGGCCACCUGAAACUUGAAACCAGCUCUACUGGAUUCCUGGCAGAAAUCCUGCAGAAGUCAGCCAUUUGGUUCCAAUUUGCUAUAACAAAGAUUUAAGUGACCUUAAUGACAAACCUAUUCUGUUCCCCUUCUGAGGAAUCCUGUCAUGUGUAGCCAUAGCCUACUAGAGACUUCUGGAGCACACCAUACCACUCAUACUAUCCAAGUAUAACAGAGCUGUAGUUUGUUUACCUUUUUAGAUAGCUGUACUGAAGUAAUUGCAAAACAAAUUAAUACUCAUUCAGUAUCAGAUUUGAGGAAUGAUGGGUUUGAAUGGUCUGUCUGCAUUAGCCAUUUUCACAGUUGUCUGUUUAAGCAUUUUUUCUUCUAUUCUCCACAAAAAAAAUGCCUGCCUUGUUUCUGGUAUCAAAUUGCAGUAUAUUUAAAUAACAAUGAGAUGUUAUAGUGAAAUAGGGUUUAUUUUGUUUUUCGUCAUGAGCUUUGUCUUUCUCACCCUAAAGCACUAAGACUUAAAGAGAUUUGAUUUGACACAGAGGUAUCCAGACUCCAACUAGUCUUCAGAAUUUGUCUUUUAAAAAUGAGAUACGUGCCAGUAGCAAUACUAGAUAAACAUUCCUCCUCUAUUAAAAAUAGUUAUUUGUUUGUUGAAAGGUAAUUGUUACUUGAUAACCAAAAUAACUUAGAAUGCAGAGGGAUAACUGAAGCUGGUAAGCCUUAUUUAUUUGGCUACUUCUGUGAAGCAUGCAGGCUUUUUGAGGCAGAAAUCCUCUAAGUAAAACUCAUAAAUGGUGUUCAUUCGAAGUCAGGAAGUUUAGUUAUAAUGAAAGGCAGUGACUUCUUUAAGUUGUCAUCUCUGACUUAAUUUAGUGAAAGUAGGCAAAAUGGCACUGAUACACUAAGACUAUAGGACACUGCCCAUAACUCUGAUUCGAUGAACGAAACCUGUCAAGUACCAAAAGUGUCCUGCUGUAACUAUUUUUCUCUUCUCUGAAUUCUUACACCAGAAGCAAAAUGAAGUACAAUAGUGGCAUGCUCCAGUGUUGAGGUUUCUCAGAGUAAAUGACAAAAAAUAGACCCAACAACUAUAAGAGUUGCCAAUGGCAAGAAAAACAAGGGAACAAAACAAAACUUGCUUAGGUAUGUGGGAGUACUGUAAGUGCAGAAGAUGAGGAUAGUGCAGGAAUCACAUAGUUGGGUUCCCUUUGACUAACUGCUGACUCGCUUUAAAUCUACUUCUCUGAGGCCAAUGGGAAUUUUGCUGUUGACUUCAGUGGGGCUGGGGUUUCACCUGGUUCUUUUGUGCACAGACUAAAACUGGCCUUGCCUUUGCAGAGUUAACUGUCUCUAAAACUUCUGCUAGAAGCUGCUAUUAAAGAGAGGGCUCAAGAGACUAUUCUUAAAGUUGGAGAUUUUAUUUGGAAACAAAACCCCACUGAAAGACUGAUCCCAAUCCCUUGGACUCUGAGCCAUGUAUCUUCCUUGAAAAUACAUUGUUGCCAGCAAAACUGUUGAUUUGUUACUAAAGCUUUCUGUGGAAUUCAUGGUAAAUGGACAUGUCACUUGAUGUGGUAGAAACAUGAAAUCUUAAAACACUUUUCCUGAUGCUCUGAAGCGAUUGAAAUCACCAGUGCGCAUGAAUUGGGUUUUAGUCUACUGUGUGAAGGGUAGAUGAGACUGUCCAUUGUACCAUCUUUAUUUGAGAUUUUGGGCAUGAAUUCUGGCAGUUCAAGAAAACCCUGUAACAGUUGCAAAUCAAAUAAAAUGGAAAUAUACAUGGA